GAGGAGGAGGAGGAGGAGGAGGAAGACACCCGCACCCGCCCGAAGAUGGAGGUGUCCGCGGAUCAGCCGCGGUGGGUCAGCCACCACCACCCGGCCGUGCUCAACGGGCAGCACCCGGACUCCCACCACCCCGGGCUGGGCCACUCCUACAUGGACCCCACGCAGUACCCUCUGGCCGAGGAGGUGGAUGUACUUUUUAACAUCGAUGGACAAGGCAACCCCGUGCCCCCCUACUACGGCAACUCCGUGCGAGCCACCGUGCAGCGGUACCCGGCUGCCCACCACGCAGGGAGCCAGGUGUGCCGCCCGCCGCUGCUGCACGGCUCGCUGCCCUGGCUGGACGGCAGCAAGGCCCUGGGCAGCCACCACGGCGCGUCGCCCUGGAACCUGAGCCCCUUCUCCAAGACGUCCAUCCACCACGGCUCGCCGGGGCCGCUGUCCGUCUACCCGCCCGCCUCGUCGGCCGCGCUCUCGGCCGGCCACUCCAGCCCGCACCUCUUCACCUUCCCGCCCACGCCGCCCAAGGACGUGUCGCCCGACCCGGCCAUCUCCACGCCCGGCUCCACGGGCUCGGCGCGGCCGGACGAGAAGGACUGCGUCAAGUACCAGGUGGCGCUGCCCGACGGCAUGAAGCUGGAGUCGUCGCACUCGCGGGGCAGCAUGGCCUCGCUGGGGGGCGCCCCGGCCGCGCACCACCCCAUCUCCUCCUACCCGCCCUACGUGCCCGAGUACGGCUCCGGACUCUUCCCGCCCAGCAGCCUGCUCGGGGGGUCGCCCACCGGCUUCGGCUGCAAGGCCCGGCCCAAGGCGCGCUCCAGCACAGAAGGCAGGGAGUGCGUAAACUGCGGGGCUACCUCAACCCCCCUCUGGCGGAGAGAUGGCACCGGGCACUAUCUGUGCAAUGCCUGCGGGCUCUACCAUAAAAUGAACGGGCAGAACCGGCCCCUGAUCAAGCCCAAGAGAAGGCUGUCUGCAGCGAGAAGAGCAGGCACAUCCUGUGCAAACUGUCAGACCACCACUACUACUCUGUGGAGGAGAAACGCCAACGGCGACCCCGUCUGCAAUGCCUGUGGGCUCUACUACAAGCUGCACAAUAUUAACAGACCCCUGACUAUGAAGAAGGAAGGAAUUCAGACCCGAAACCGAAAAAUGUCUAGCAAAUCCAAAAAGUGCAAAAAGGUCCACGACAACCUUGAAGACUUCCCCAAGAGCAGCUCCUUCAAUCCCGCCGCCCUCUCGAGACACAUGUCUUCCAUCAGCCACAUUUCACCUUUCAGUCACUCUAGCCACAUGCUGACAACACCGACACCGAUGCAUCCGCCAUCCAGCCUCUCUUUCGGACCUCACCAUCCUUCCAGUAUGGUCACUGCCAUGGGUUAGAGAGACACUUCCCUGCUAAAUGCUUAAGGUCUCAAAAUGAGAUUUACUUUAUAUACUUGCAUUUUUGCAGGCACGCGGUUUAUCGAUUCGGAAGCCCCCCCGCCCCCCUCCCCCGCAAAAAAAAACAAAACAGAAGAGAAAAAAAGGGUGAUUUGAAGGCGUAAAAGCAAAAAAAGAAAAACAAAAAAACCCACAAAAACAAACAAAAAAAAGAAAAUAAAAAAGGUGAUGCUUGCCACUUUUUAAAGGAGCUCACUAUGGUGUCUAUGUAUUCUUAACCACUGAAUCUGGAUCCCAUUUGUGAAUAAGCCAUUCAGACUCACAUUCCCUACUGAACAGGGUUUCUAGUGCUGUGAAAAAAAAUGCUGAACAUUGCAUAUAACUUAUAUUGUAAGAAAUACUGUACAUUUGAGGAAGACUUUAUUGCAUCUGGGUAGCUGUAAAGAAGGGCAUGAAGGACUCCAAGAGACAAAAAAAUGUUAAAAAGAGGACGGGGAGGACAUUUUAAAGUAACGGACCAAGAAGAAUUGGGUCUAAUGAGCAAAUGGACAAAAACUGCUAGCCUCAUCUUCUGUCGGUGGCUGGCUCCAAAUGUUGGAUGCAUUAACUAACUAACUAACUAACUAAAUAAAACUGUAGGCAGAUCAUUCAUUCAAAGCAGCUGGCCUUUUUACGUAGGAAGUACUAAUGGUUUUCAGGGCAAUCAGUGUUAACAUACGGAUAUGCCAACGAGGGUUUUCAGAUAGCCAUUCUCCAGGCCUAUAUGCAUUGUGAACAAGUUCCUGUAAUUGUUGUUUGUAUGUAUAAUUCAAAGCACCAAAAUAAGAAAGAUGUAGAUUUAUUUCAUCCUAUUAUACAGACUGAAUGGUUGUACAAAUUUAUUUACUGCUAGUGAUAAGACCUGCUUUUUUUUUUUGUUUUGUUUUCAUAUUUUUUCCUCCUUUUUUUGAGAAUAAACUAGAUUAAAUUCUGUUGACUUAAGGUGUUUUGUGCUGUGGAUGGGGAGGGGAAUUCUUUUCCUUUUUCAUUUCAAUGAUUGUUUUUCAAUAGCUGCUGUGGGCAUGGGCGAUAUCCUGUCUCUUCCCACUCACGCCUCCAGCCAAUGCGAGGGUUGUGGCCAUUAAAUAAAUGACACGCAUGUUAGAGUAACCCGCCGUUCAGUUGUGUUACACGUCCCUGGACAGCCAGGGCACAUGGGCCGCAAACAGAUCUUCACCAGGGGAAGAUCUCUUUUACCUUACACCUGUGGUUGACAAUGAUUUGUUUAGCGGAGGGCUGGUAUAACCCAGCGUGGGUCCUCGGUGGGCUGGUGCCAGGACCCGGCUGCUGCCAGUGCCACCACUGCCACUGUAGAAGCUUAUGUUUCUGUCUUUGGAGAUCUUAGGUUUAAUCUCCUAGGAUAACCAAGGUAACCAUGAUAACAUUAGCCAUUUAGGGAGGUGCUUUUCAAGGCACAGACAACAAUUGGAUGCCUAAGUCCCUCGGCCUAUAGGCCCCAACACCUUAGAGGAAUCUUGUGCGGUAACAGGCUUCCCUUAUGUUUUGCGCUAGCAAUUGCUGCUUUAGCCCAGCUCCCUGUAUAGCGAUAACCUUCGAGACGCUGCACAUCCAGAGGCCGGAGCAAGCAUUACCUGUGCAGAGCCCCAUGCCUCCAAGAAAUGGGUGGAUCUCCCUGCAGAAGGAGGGCUGUAACGGCACGCAAAGGAUAGCAUAGCAAGCAUGAGGAAGGUUGGCCCUGACCAUCCUAAAACCACGCGCUUUGUUUGAAAACGGCAACCUUUAUGAGAAAA
This is a messenger RNA of Gavialis gangeticus (Gharial), 3170 nucleotides long. It is a transcript of the gene GATA3, whose product is annotated as GATA binding protein 3. Gene Ontology annotation, cellular component: nucleus. The transcript is spliced from 5 exons. Gene Ontology annotation, biological process: regulation of epithelial cell differentiation; positive regulation of transcription by RNA polymerase II; embryonic organ development. Gene Ontology annotation, molecular function: zinc ion binding; RNA polymerase II cis-regulatory region sequence-specific DNA binding; DNA-binding transcription factor activity, RNA polymerase II-specific. Bases 46 to 1380 code for a protein of 444 amino acids. Lineage: Eukaryota; Metazoa; Chordata; Crocodylia; Gavialidae. The record is from RefSeq and is a predicted model, not a curated record.